GGGGCACAGACAGCCCCAGAGGGUGCCCAGACACCAUCAGAGGGCACACAGACAGAAGGGUUGGGGUUGAGGUGAUGCCUUGUGGUGGGGGUGACCCCAUAACUGGCCCCACACCACGCGCCUUGGGCUCAGCUCCAGGACGGCCCCGUGCCACAGCGCUGCAGCCGUGUGACAGCGUGAAAUCACAUCCCCAUCGGUGCCAGAGGAUGGGAUUGGGGGAUGGAGAUCCCCUCCCACACACCCACCCACCCCAUAAACCCAGUGUCCGCACCCAGAGCUACGCCAGCACCAUGGGCACCGCACCGAUGUGGCUCAUCGUCCUCAGCGCAGUCACUGCUGUCAUGGGCCAGGAAGACCUCUACAGAAAGGUGUUUGUGUUCCGGGAGGACCCCAGCCACGCAUACGUACUGCUGCAGGCGAGGCCGGAGCAUCCCAUGCUCAACUUCACCGUGUGCCUGCGAUCCUACACUGACCUCACCAGACCGCACAGCCUUUUCUCCUACGCCACCAAAGCUCAAGACAACGAGAUCCUCCUCUUUAAACCCAAACCUGGCGAGUACCGCUUCUACGUCGGGGGGAAAUACGUCACCUUCCGCGUCCCCGAGAACCGUGGGGAAUGGGAACACGUCUGUGCCAGCUGGGAGUCGGGCAGCGGCAUCGCUGAGUUCUGGUUGAACGGGCGCCCGUGGCCCCGUAAAGGGCUGCAGAAGGGUUACGAGGUGGGCAACGAGGCGGUGGUGAUGCUGGGGCAGGAGCAGGAUGCCUACGGGGGAGGCUUCGAUGUCUACAACUCGUUCACGGGGGAGAUGGCAGAUGUCUACCUGUGGGAUGCGGGGCUGUCCCCGGAUAAGAUGCGCUCUGCAUACCUGGCACUGAGGCUGCCACCUGCUCUGCUGGCCUGGGGACGCCUCCGCUAUGAAGCCAAGGGGGAUGUAGUGGUGAAACCACGGCUGCGUGAGGCACUGGGGGCCUGAGACCCCCCCAACAUCCCCUCUCCCCCUUUGCUGUCCCCUCUGUAUGGUGUCACCCACUCGGCACAACCAUGGGGAUGUGAUGCUCAGGGAGAUGGGGACACCCCCAACCCUGGGUCGCCCCUCUCCUGCUGACUCCCCAUGGCACACAGUGCUGUCCCCAUCCCUGUCCUGAGGACCCCGUCCUUCCCCUGCUCCAAAAUAAACCAUGAAAGCUCCAGGUGAUGAUAACAAAAGCGAGCACACAUCGAUCCCACUGGGGAUGGGAGGGCAUGGCGCGGAUUUGGGGACGGCCCCCCCUUGAUG
This is a messenger RNA of Coturnix japonica (Japanese quail), 1277 nucleotides long. Its product is annotated as serum amyloid P-component-like. Lineage: Eukaryota; Metazoa; Chordata; Aves; Galliformes; Phasianidae. Gene Ontology annotation, molecular function: complement component C1q complex binding. Gene Ontology annotation, biological process: innate immune response. The record is from RefSeq and is a predicted model, not a curated record.